AUGGUCAGCGGGAUCACUGCAGCGACCAGCUCUGGACAACAGUCAGGGAGCUCUGCUGAGUGGAGCUAUGCAUGGUACAGAGAUGGGAAUGAACAUCCUGUACACAAGACUUACUCCAGCAGUAGACAUGGUGAUAGAUAUACAAUUAACUCUGCAGCUGAGUCACACAGCGGGCAAUAUACCUGUAAAGGUGAAAGCACAGCUAAACCAUUUUACUCCAGAACCAGUGAUCUUCUGACUCUGAAAGUUUCCAAUAAACCAAAGGCUGUGCUGACCCUGGAGCCCCCAGGUGGAGAGAUAUUCACAGGAGACAGAGUUACCCUGAGAUGUGGGGUUGGGGGAGAUCCUGCUAGCUGGAAGUAUCUCUGGUUCAAAGACACGCAAGGAACAGCACUGCCCCAGACAGACAGCAGCAGUGUAGAGGGGUCCAGCUACACAAUCAGCUCUGCUACUCUGUACCACAGUGGAGAGUACCAGUGCAUAGCUCAAAGGAGGAAUGGACUGCUUUACUCGGAGUACAGUGACUCUGUCAUGCUAAAAAUAGCCACUCGACCAAAGGCUGUUCUGACCCUGGAGACUGGAGGGACUGUGGUAUUUGUUACAGAAAGUGUGACACUGAGAUGUGAGGUUCAAGGGAGCUCUGCUUGGUGGAGCUAUGCAUGGUACAGAGAUGGGAAUGAACAUCCUGUACACAAGACUUACUCCAGCAAUAAACCAAAGGCUGUGCUGACCCUGGAGCCCCCAGGUGGAGAGAUAUUCACAGGAGACAGAGUUACCCUGAGAUGUGGGGUUGGGGGAGAUCCUGCUAGCUGGAAGUAUCUCUGGUACAAAGACACGCAAGGAACAGCACUGCCCCAGACAGACAGCAGCAGUGUAGAGGGGUCCAGCUACACAAUCAGCUCUGCUGCUCUGUACCACAGUGGAGAGUACUGGUGUCGAGCUGGGAGGGGGAAUGGACUGUUUUACUCGGAGUACAGUGACUCUGUCAGGUUUAAUGUUUCUGUUCUGAAGUGGCAGCUCAGUGUCGUUGACUGCCUCCCUCUCCCCUCUCCCCCGUUACCCCAGUUCUGA
This is a messenger RNA of Polyodon spathula (Mississippi paddlefish), 1071 nucleotides long. RefSeq names its product Fc receptor-like protein 1. The coding region runs from base 1 to 1071 and encodes 356 amino acids. The transcript has 7 exons. Gene Ontology annotation, molecular function: transmembrane signaling receptor activity. Gene Ontology annotation, biological process: cell surface receptor signaling pathway. Lineage: Eukaryota; Metazoa; Chordata; Actinopteri; Acipenseriformes; Polyodontidae. The record is from RefSeq and is a predicted model, not a curated record.